AUGGACAAACUACCAGAAUCAGUCCAAAAGGCGUUGGAAGGCAGAAUAGAUCCUACAUCACAACAUAUGAUUGAGCAACAUUCUCAGACUUUCCUCAUCGCUCUGACGAUAAUAUCAUUCGUACUUUCAUAUUUUUCAAGUUCAGUCUUACUAGGUUUAGAGACGUUCUUAGGUGGUUUCGUCAUUCUCCUUUUAGCAACAGUACCUCCUUGGCCUUACCUCAAUCGGUAUCCUAUCAAGUUCCUUCCUGUUAGGAAAUUACACCAAACGUGA
Molecule: messenger RNA, 273 nt
Organism: Kwoniella shivajii
Lineage: Eukaryota; Fungi; Basidiomycota; Tremellomycetes; Tremellales; Cryptococcaceae
Exons: 4
Coding region: 1-273 (90 amino acids)
Biological process (GO): protein targeting to ER
Cellular component (GO): endoplasmic reticulum membrane; signal peptidase complex
Source: RefSeq, a predicted model, not a curated record